Messenger RNA from Spirodela intermedia, 609 nucleotides. Lineage: Eukaryota; Viridiplantae; Streptophyta; Magnoliopsida; Alismatales; Araceae. The record is from the annotation of a GenBank genome assembly.
AUGGCCCUCGACGCCGUAGACACCGCCGCGAUGCCACCGGCGAAGGUGGAGGAGGAGAUGGAAGCGCACCGCCCGGGGGGGUGGGCGAAGAGGAAGCGGUCCCGGCGGAACCGCUUCUUCGACCACCCGCCCACCGAGGAGGAGUACCUCGCGCUCUGUCUCGUCAUGCUCGCGCGAGGGGAGACCGCUCGCCAGCGCCUCCGCUCUCCCUCGCCUUCCCGUGCCGCUCCUGAGCUCUCCCAUAAGUGCUCGGUCUGCGGAAAAGGUUUUCCUUCCUAUCAGGCCCUCGGUGGGCACAAAGCCAGCCACCGGAAGCUCGUUACUGGCCCUGACGAUGCCACCACCGGAUCUGCCUCGUCGGCCGCCGCCGCUACCGCAGCUACCGCCCCCGCCGGCGGAAGAACACACCAGUGCUCCAUAUGCCUGAAGACCUUCCCCUCCGGGCAGGCUCUGGGGGGCCACAAGAGGUGCCACUACGACGGAGGCGCCAGCGCCAGCGCCAACGCCCCCGCGGCUUCCUCCGAGGGAACGAGCUCGAGCGUCCGGAACUUCGACUUGAACCUGCCUGCCCCGAUUGACCAGCGCCAACGCCCCCGCGGCUUCCUCUGA